Molecule: messenger RNA, 1770 nt
Organism: Cyphellophora europaea CBS 101466
Lineage: Eukaryota; Fungi; Ascomycota; Eurotiomycetes; Chaetothyriales; Cyphellophoraceae
Exons: 3
Coding region: 1-1770 (589 amino acids)
Biological process (GO): oligopeptide transport; transmembrane transport
Cellular component (GO): plasma membrane; fungal-type vacuole
Molecular function (GO): dipeptide transmembrane transporter activity; tripeptide transmembrane transporter activity
Source: RefSeq, a predicted model, not a curated record
AUGGCGGAACACGAAUCCGACGUUGCACAGCUACACGCUACCGUUGAGCAGGAGCGACGAGCUUCGGCUGUCGAGAAGCAGGUCCAGGACCGAGUCUCAACUGAAGGCUCUGAGAAGGACCAAAGCGAAACCCCCAUUGGUGGCAAGCCGAAUGAAUACGAGAAAUCGGCUCUACGUCAUGUCGGCGAGAGUCUUCCUUACUCCGUCUUUUUGGUGGCUGUGAUCGAGCUCUGCGAGCGCUUCACUUACUAUGGCUGUCAGGGUAUCUUCCAGAACUAUGUUCAGAAGCCGCUCGAUGGUAGCCUUGGGAAUGGUGGUCUCGGUCUUGGCCACCAGGGUGCCACCGGUCUCACCACUUUCUACACAUUCUGGUGUUAUACCACGCCGCUUUUGGGAGGUCUGAUUGCCGAUCAGUACCUGGGAAAGUACAAGACGAUCCUAACUUUCGCUGGAGUCUACAUGUGCGGCCUCCUCAUUCUCGUCUGCACUUCGAUUCCCAGCUCGCUCCAAGCUGGCGCGGGCCUUGGAGGCUAUGUUACUUCCAUCCUCCUCACUGGUCUUGGCACUGGCGGUAUCAAGGCCAACGUCGCACCAUUGAUCGCCGAGCAAUACACCCGCCGUACCAUGGAAAUCGCUGUAACCAAGAAGGGCGAGCGUGUCGUUAUUGAUCCAUAUGUCACUAUUCAGCGCAUCUAUCUCAUAUUCUAUUGGACGAUCAAUAUUGGCGCGCUCUCGCUGCUCGCCACUCCCUACAUGGAGCGCGACAUUGGUUUCUGGUCCGCCUACACCCUCUGCAUCUGUAUGUUUGCGGUUGGUGUCACAGUCCUUGUCCUCGGCCGCAAGAUGUACGUCGACCGUCCACCACAAGGCAGUAUCGUCACCGAUUCCUUCCGAGCCAUCGGUCUGAUGAUUCGGUACCGCAACUUGGAUGCUCCCAGGCAAGCCUUCCUUCGCGAGAAAGGCAGCAACAAGACCGUCAAAUGGGACGACCAGUUUGUUGACGAGCUCAAACGAGCGUUGAUUGCUUGCAAGGUCUUCUGCUUCUACCCCAUCUACUGGGUCGUUUACGGCCAAUUCUCGAACAACUUCGUCACACAAGCCCUCCAGAUGCGCGGCCACGGUAUCCCGAACGAUUUGAUGCAGAACUUCGACCCCAUCGCCAUCAUCGUUUUUGUCCCGGUUCUCGACCGCCUCGUCUACCCCCUACUCCGCAAGUUGCACAUCCCGUUCAAGCCUAUCUCCCGCAUUGUCACCGGCUUCACCAUCGCUUCGCUCGCCAUGAUGUAUGCCGCCAUUGUCCAACAUCUCAUCUACAGCGCCGGCCCCUGCUACGGUCACCCACUAUGCGAUGCGUCCGUGGAUGCCAACGGAGUUGCGCAGGGAAACAAUGUGCAUAUUGCCAUUCAGACACCUGCGUACAUGUUGAUCGGAAUUUCAGAGAUUUUUGCAUCCGCCACUGGUUAUGAGUACGCAUACACGAAGGCGCCACCCCGGAUGAAGUCGUUCGUGCAAUCGCUGUUCUUGCUGACAAAUGCGGUUGGCUCUGCCCUUGGUGAAGCGUUCGUGCCGGCGGCAUUUGAUCCGGCGAUCUUGUGGAUGUAUGUUGGCUUGUGCAUUGGUACCUUCCUCGUGGGAAUCGCCAUUUGGGUUCUGUUCCACCAUUUGAACGACAAGGAAGAGGAGAUGAAUUACAUCGAAGGUGAUGUGGUGGUCGAUGGUGACGUGAUUGCGAAUGACCCUAAAAGAAGAGACUCGCAUAUCACUGCCUGA